Lingula anatina is the source of this 721-nucleotide messenger RNA. RefSeq names its product bolA-like protein 2. Gene Ontology annotation, biological process: protein maturation; intracellular iron ion homeostasis. Gene Ontology annotation, cellular component: nucleus; cytosol. The record is from RefSeq and is a predicted model, not a curated record. Lineage: Eukaryota; Metazoa; Brachiopoda; Lingulata; Lingulida; Lingulidae. Gene Ontology annotation, molecular function: 2 iron, 2 sulfur cluster binding.
AGGCGUAGAACCUGUAAAAUAAAGAUGUCAGCGCCCAUGUGAUGUUUGCUCGUUUCAAGUUAUUCAGUCUCUUUCAAAUAUAAAACCUUUCAAAAUGCCUCACACCGCUGACGAAAUAAAGGAUAAGUUACAGAAGGCACUGGAAGCUUCUUACUUGGAAGUAGAAGAUCUAUCUGAUGGCUGCGGAGCCAAGUUCCAAGCAAUCAUAGUCUCUAAAAAAUUUGAAGGAAAGCCUCUGUUACAAAGGCACAGGUUGGUGAAUUCAGUUUUGGAAGAGGAAAUGAAAUCCAUCCAUGCCUUUUCUCAGAAAACAUUAACACCAGAACAGUGGGAAAAACAGCAGCAACAAUGAUUUUUUUUCACAUAGCACAAGGAGGCAAUUUUUCAUAGAUCACGAUGUACUGUUCAUUUCAUUGACAUCAUUAAACAAUAUUUAAUGGACCAAAGAUGCUAUUUCUUCAAGAUGCUACUGAAGUGCUGUCAAUAUUUAAGCAGUCAGCUGUUGUAACAGUGCAAUGUGUAUCACUGUGUAUGAUUGUGUGAAAAUUGUGACAUACAUUAUGCAUGCAGACCAUCUUCAUUUGUACUUGCAUGUCUAGGCAGUUUUUACCUGCUUAGUGCAGACAGUUUUUGGCCUUUCCAGGUCUAAGUGUAUUUUAAUAAAAGUCUUGUGAAUAUCAAGUAACUGUAUCUUUUAACAGAAAAUAAAAAUGUGUCUUCU